Messenger RNA from Wasmannia auropunctata (little fire ant), 5543 nucleotides. RefSeq names its product ubiquitin carboxyl-terminal hydrolase 8-like. Bases 486 to 3509 code for a protein of 1007 amino acids. NCBI's taxonomy places the organism in Eukaryota, Metazoa, Arthropoda, Insecta, Hymenoptera, Formicidae. The transcript is spliced from 11 exons. Gene Ontology annotation, molecular function: cysteine-type deubiquitinase activity. Gene Ontology annotation, biological process: protein deubiquitination. The record is from RefSeq and is a predicted model, not a curated record.
ACCUCGAACCCCGCAACCGCCAGUGAAUCGCUGGGUAUUGUCGCGUUGGGAACCCCGCUUCCGCUUCGGAGUGCGAAUUCGCGGUGGUGAAGACGGGGAGCUCGGAGGAAUUCGUCUCUUACGUUUGGACAUCGCGAGAGAGAGGCUUCUCCCGAUGACGUGACGGCGACACGCGGUGAUCGAUCGCACCAUCCUCCCCCCUCCCCUCUUCCCCCCUCCUACUAAGGCCCUCGCGACAUCCCGCCUUCGUCCGAAUUGUCGCGGGCUCCGCAAUGUCACUGUGAUGUCGCGGUCCUAAUUGUAAGUCGAUUAGGCGAUUGACAUUUUAUAUCCCUUCGCGCGUGACAGCGGAGAGCUGCUGCUUGCGCGGUCGCGUACGUUGCACCGGAUAGUGGUUCCCCUGAGUCUCGCCGCCGAGUGAUCCCCGACGAGAGAGAGAGAGAGAACGAGAGAGAGAGAGAGUCCACGACGACACGGCCGGCGACAUGUCGAACGCGACGAAGCUGACGUACACCUGCGUCAACGAUCUCGUGCAGAAGGCCAAGAUCAACUUCGCGGGCAAGGACCCGCGCAACGUGCACCAGAGGCUCUCCGCGAUGCGGCAGAAGGCGGACCUGGCGAGGAAGCAGGGGGACGACGAGACCGCGUUCAUCCUCACGAAGAGGUGGCUGGACGCGGUCGAGUGGCUGAAGAGGAGUCACAAGUCCACGGCCUACGCCACGAGCACGACCGUCGAUCAGAUAAAUGAAGUGAAAAACGUGCUUGCAGACUUGAAGCAAAAGUUAGAUGUACGGUAUGAGCUUAGCUCCAAGAAGAAGUGCAACGAUAAGGUAGAGAUAAUGGAGGUAGAGACGGACGAGCGGGAGGCGCCGAACAGUGACAUUGGUUUGAAAUUGCCAGAAAUACCGACCGAGGACCCUUUGUAUAUUAGCCUACGUAGCGAUUGCGACAAGUUCAUAACGUGCAUUCAGUUGUACCAGUUAAUACAAAAGUCGUGUGUCAAAUACCUGAUUAUUGACACUAGGCAGAAGGCCCAUUACGAAAGUUCCAGGAUGUCGUCCGACAGAUGCAUCAACAUUCCACAGUCUGAAAUUAAAACAGGGUUACUGGCCUCUUACUUUGAAAAGUAUCUCGCAAACGACAAGCACUCUUACGACUUGUUUGUCAAUCGAUCGUCGCGGAACACAGAUGUUCUUAUCCUGCUAGACUGGAACAGUACACAGGACACUCUGACGCCCUACACUCAUGUAAACGUGCUGAAGAAUAUUUUCGAGAAGUGGGAUCCAGGCACGGAUCACAAGAGGAUUAAGAUUCUGAACGGGGGAUACCAGGCGUGGCUCGAGCGGUAUCCGGCAUUUACAACGAAUCCCAACAUCCAGAUGCCCGAGAUCAAGUACGUCGAAUUCGACGAGAAGAUUUUAGAGUCGUUUGAGUAUCCCGAUUACGUCAACUCCGACCCGGAAGACGAGAACAUGGAGAAGCAACGAACGAAGAACGAAUUUAAUAACGUGAGCGGCUUUAUCAAGGACGUGGAGAUGGAUCACGGUGACAAUAACAAGUCGGCGACGUCCAGGCACGCCAGGUCGAACAGCAACGACACCGUUUCUUCAGCCAAGUCGAAGAAUUUCGUCACUCACGUGACGAUAUCGAUCGACGACAAACGGCCGUCUCGAGGCGACGGUGCGAACGGGAAGUUGGGAAGUCCGGAACAUCCAGUGAUAGCUCAGCCUAGGGUAUCGUUGAACAAAGUACCGCAAAGCGAAGUGAGCGCGAAACCGGUGAUCGAUCGCAGCAGUAAACCGACCACCUUGAAGGCGCACGAUCCGCGGUGUAAGGAAGUAUUGAGGUACAUGAAAGAGUUGACCGAACUGGCGAGAUCGAAGUCGAAGCUCGCCAAUGAAUUGUUGGGCCAGGAAUACGAGCUUUAUUCGCAGCGUGAGGAGAAGUACAGUGCCAGCGAUGAGAGGUAUCUGCAAUCGGAGAUAAAAUCUCUGAAAGUUAAACUGGAGGACAUGCACAAAAUGUAUCUCAAAGUUGAAAAUGAGUAUAAGACAUAUUCGGAAGAAAAUUGUACGGAUACGAUUAAAUUCAAUCAAACUGACGACCAUGAAAAGAAGAACCUUGAAUUUACUCUCUCUUUGACGAAGAACGAACUCAAGGACAUUGAAACCAAAAGGAAAAAAUUACAGGAAGAAUUCCUGCAAAGAGAGCACAAGGAGAUAAUGAAGCAAAAUGACAGUGACGUUCACAAGGAACCCUUGAAGACGGACGGAGGUUCAUCCAUUAACACCGGCUUGGAGCGCUCUUACUCGAGUCCAAAUCUGCUGCAGUUGGGAGAUCGUAAAGCACCUCAGAUAGAUAGAACUUCUAAGCCACAUAUUUCGCCUCGAAAUCAGAAUGGAUUGGGAAUUGGCAAUGAGAACAUCAAAGUGUCUUCUCUUAGUUGGGGAAAUCGGGAGGAACGAAUGACCCCUAUUCACGGCUCUGUUCAUCCGGGUAUAACUGGCCUGAAGAACUUGGGCAAUUCUUGUUACAUGAACAGCAUCAUACAGUGCCUGAGUAACACGACGAACUUAGCGAAAUAUUUUACUGAUAAUUCGUAUGCUGAUGAUCUCAACACGAGUAAUGACAAUAUGACACAAGGCCAAGUAGUGGAGGAAGUGGCUCAAGUAAUUAAAGCGCUCUGGAGGGGUCAGUACAAAAGCAUAUCUCCUCACGACCUAAAGGUUGCAGUUGGUCAAUACAAAUUACAAUUUGAAAGUUACGAGCAACAAGAUUCUCACGAAUUCCUCACGUUCUUGUUAGACUGGAUGCAUAAUGAUCUUAAAAAGGACGUGAAAGUGCCGAUUGAAAUGACCAACGCGGAGAAGGAGUGGGACAAAGCGAUGAAUUCUCAGAGAUCUAUAAUAUCAGAUUUGUUUUUCGGACAAUUAAGAUCCACCAUUACAUGUUCAUUUUGCAAGCAAGCGAGUACUACAUACGAGACAUUUAAUAGUUUAACAAUGUCUUUAUCUCAGUCUAAUCGGUGUACUUUAAAUGAUUGCAUGGAAAAGUUUGUAAUAGGACAGAAAGUGAGCGGAUGGAAGUGUCCCAAGUGUCAGACACCGCGCGACGCGACGAAAAAGUUCGAUUUCGUCAAACUCGCGCCCAUCGUCGUGAUACACUUGAACCGCUUCGCCGAGAGCGGCGGAUGGCUGGAAAAGCGCAACACCGCCGUCGACUUUCCCCUCACGGGAUUCAACUUGAGGCCGUACCUCGUCACGGAGAACCCGAAGGCGAUCAUGUCGAACAAUAUUCGUAAUUACAAUUACAGUCUCUACGCGAUAUCAAAUCACUAUGGGACGAUGGACGGCGGCCACUACACGGCAUUUUGCAAAAAUGCUACUCAAAAUAAAUGGUACAAGUACGAUGAUCAAACUGUCACGGAGGUGUCGCCGAGCCAAGUGAAGUCUCAAAACACGAGUGCCUAUUUAUUGUUUUAUACGUCAUUUCCCAACACGAUCAUGUAGUAUGAGGACACGGCCGCGGAUAUAAUCAAGAUUCAAUUAUGACGAAAGUCUUCAGUGUGAUAUUACUUAAGGGGAAAGAGUACACACAACGGGAAUAUGAUUUUCGCUCUGUAGAUAUUAAAAGCGGUUAUAUAUUUUGUAUGAUAAAUCUCCUAUGCGCGAGCAAAACGUAUAGGGGCUAGUAGUGACGAAUGAAAGCUUCAUCGGUGCCGGCAUUCAUUGAAAACAUGUAAAUACGUAUGGCGAUUUUUCUGCAUCUCCGCAGUCUGUCGCUUUAGGGGAUAAAGCAAAAGGUAUAAUUGUACCCGAGAAUAUUUUAAUAUGUGUAUAGCUUUGUAUAAUUAUAUUAACAUAGGUAACAUUAGUCGUAUUACAUUACGUUCGUUUGAUAAAAAGACGCCUUGUAUUAUUGUAUAAUUGUAGCCGGACCGUCACUCUUGUCUUGUAUAUCAAAACGAGGCGGAAGGGGCCAUAGUUCCUUGCCUUAUCGAGUAACUUAGACAUACAUUUUCGAGGAAUUUAUUCGAUUUUGGAAUCCAUCUGUUAAAAAUAUGUUUUCUGUUCAAUCACAUAUUUUGCACAAAUGGUUUUCGAUCAGUCAUCAUCAAUAGCGUUUAACAUAGAUAAAAAAUAAUGCAUACGUCGUAUGCGGUUUAGAUGGAUUAGCAGCACACUGACUGCCUUCUUUGCUGCGCUGCCAGUAUUGUCGCAACGUACCGUUUUGUACGUGAAGCAAAGCGCUUCGUUGAAACGUACGCUUCUUAAAAAAAAAAAGAAAGAAAAGUUGAGUAGGAUUCCGUUACGUAUGAACUUGUAUUCAUGUGUAUGUAAAUUGGCUUCGAGCAGCCCAAAGAAAUUUGUAAUUAGUCAUAAAUGUAAUAUUUCUAUACAUCACAUUUCAGUGAAGGCUGUACGUAACAUCAUAUUCUUUGCAAGUACGAACUGCUUUCACACUUCAUGGCAACACGUUCAUAUAUAUAAUUAUAUGACAUAAUUUGUAUAUAUGAGUUGUAUUCCCACGAAUAAAAUAUGUACACAUAACAAUCCUCGAAUACUUUUAUGUAUCUGCCAUACAUAUUGAUACAGAAUGUGAAAGCAACUUGCGCUCGCAAAAGCUAGAUUAGAAGAAUCUUGCGGCAACUCGCUAGUUCAUUACGCAACUCAUAUCAUGAUUUUAUUAUUGCCAUAUCAUAAUUAUAUUAUUAUUAUGAUUAUUCAUGAGGUAAUAUACAUCUAAAGUGUCAAAGGACAACGUCAAUAACAUUACAAUUUUGUGCAAUGUAUCUCUGUUUCUUUAAAUUUACCCGUAUUCUUUUACAAGAAAGCACGUAUACGUAAUGCUUUACCCUUCUGUGUUUUGAUCGUGAGAUAUGCUGUGCUAAUAUUUUCAAAGACACGAAUCAGCCAUUGCGAACACCGAGUGUUCAUGAUAAAGUACUGCGAUCAGCCAUUGCGAAUGCUCAAAAUAUCCGAAAAGUUCGCGGUGUCGUUUGCGUUACUAUUUAAGAACACUAAUGUAAUUAAAACGUGUUUUAAGAAGCGACGAGAUAUACUUAUAUCAAACAAUUCCUUUGACUAUUUCAGCGUGCUACCUUCAAUCUUUUAGUUAUCGUUCCAUUCACGUGAGAGAUAUCAGAAUUUUAAUUUAUAGACGAUUGAACGAUUAUUUCUACUUAUGUUUAUUGUAUUAAUGCUAUUCUCUUCGUCGUAUUUGCAUUUUUAAUAUGCAUUAAAAUGUCCCUAUUAUGAUUAGGUAGGCAUAUUGUUUGACUGCAUUCUUUCUUUGAAUUAUAGAAUUUUUUCAACGCGAAUAUACGUAUUUCCAAUUAAUUACUUUAUUCUUGUCAGCUUCCAGCUUCGAAAAAAAUCCAAUUUCACAAAAUAUAUUAAUAAAGCAUAUAAAAAUCCAUAAUGUAUAUUGCAAUAUAAAUUGACGCCUAAUUAAAUUUUAUAAUUAAAUAAUUAUAAAAGAAUUGUACAAUUAGAAAUUAAGGCAAAAUAAUCUUCGCUUUAAUAAAAAAAACAUCCAUGGAA